This is a messenger RNA of Enterobius vermicularis (human pinworm), 1245 nucleotides long. The record is from the annotation of a GenBank genome assembly. NCBI's taxonomy places the organism in Eukaryota, Metazoa, Nematoda, Chromadorea, Rhabditida, Oxyuridae.
AUGUCGUCUGCACUAAUACCGAUUUUCAUCGGUACUACUGGACUAGUCGGAAUGUUCACGAAAUUUAUUGGUCCCAUUACUGUUUCUCCACUUAUUAUAUUACUAGCAGCAUCUUCAGUUGAUAUGUGUGUAGAACGAAUUUCAAAACAUUGGGUAUCCGUAAUACAAGCAAUUGCCUUAUUUAUUGUUGUUUUAUAUUUGGCUGACUGGAAAACCCCGCUUCCAAGCAUUAGGAAACGAAAGUUUUCAAUAACGAGGCACAAUAUUUUCGGACAAUAUCCGUACUUGAUUGCUAUAUUGGUUUCUUGGGGCUUUUGUCUUUUUUUAACCCUUGCAAAUCUUACGCCUCCAGAUAGUGCAGCUCGUCUCGAUAAAAAUGGAACUUUAGAAGUUAUUAAGCAUGCUGAUUGGUUUACAGUGCCAUAUCCAGGUGAAUUUGGUACGCCAAAGUUUCAUGCAGGUCUAUUCUUUGCCUUUGUGCUGUCAGCCAUGACUUCCGUUUUCGAAUCAGUAGGUGACUAUCACGCAGCAGCUAGAGUAUCUGAUGAAAGAGCUCCAGCCACUCAUGCAAUAAAUCGUGGGAUAAUUGCCGAAGGCGUUGGUUCUUUGUUUGGUGGCCUUCUGGGUCCAGGAGUUGGGAUCACGACACAUACAGAAAACAUUGGUGUCAUAGGCAUAACGAAGGUGUCUAGCAGAGCUACAAUGGUAACAGCUGGUGUACUUUUAAUUUGUUUAGGAUGUUUUACUAAACUUGGUGCAGUUCUUUCCACAAUUCCGGAUCCCCUUGUGGGCGGUGUUCUUGCAAGUAGUAUGGCAAUGGUUUGUGGGAUUGCCAUUGCCAACUUGCAGCAGGUUGACCUUACACUGUCUAGAAAUAUAGCGAUAAUUGGAUUUUCAAUCAUGGUCGGGCUUAUUGUUCCAAGAUAUUUUGCUCAAUAUCCAGUGCAUACAGGUCUUCGUUUGUACGGUGUAGAAACACUCGAUCAAGUUUUACAUGUACUUUUCACCCUUCCUAUGUUUGUUGGUGCACUAACGGCUUGCAUCCUUGAUAAUACGGUUCAGGGGGCGACAAGAGAACAGAGGGGACUUCGUAGUCGUGGUUUGGUUUAUGAUUUCGGUGAAUCUGGUGUUGAUAUCUACGCAUUUCCCCCACUUCUUAUGAAAAUCAUUAAGAAGUUUCCUAUCCUGACGAAUCUUCCAUUUAUUCCGAGGGAGAAAAGGCGUCAAAUGUGCGAUGUUAUAUAA